AACGUAAACCACAAAGGGCCUUACGGUUACCAGAAGCUGAAAGAACGAGAAGGCCGAGCGUGCAUCCGAUUCAAGUGCGCCCUCACAAACACCAUCUUAGACGUCCUGCGUCAGAGGCCAGGAUGGGUGGAAGUAAAAGAGGAAGGUGACUGGGACUUCUACUGGUGUGACAUCCGCUGGCUCCAGGAGAACUUUGACCACACCUACAUGGACGAGCACGUCCGCAUCAGUCACUUCCGCAAUCACUACGAGCUGACUCGGAAGAACUACAUUGUGAAGAACCUGAAGCGCUUCCGGAAGCAGCUGGAGCGGGACUCCGGGAAGCUGGAGGCCAUGAAAUGCGACUUCUUCCCCAAGACGUUUGAGAUGCCCUCGGAAUACCACCUGUUUGUGGAAGAAUUCCGCAAGAACCCCGGCAUCACCUGGAUUAUGAAACCGGUCGCCAGGUCUCAAGGGAGGGGCAUCUUCCUCUUCCGGAAGCUCAAGGACGUGAUUGACUGGAGGAAGCCUGCCUGCCUCUCCUUCCGUGCAGUGCUGACCAUUACCCCUAUUUUGUCCUUCCUGCCACUGACGUAUCCUGGCCACCGGGAGGGCAAUCCCUUUGGCAUCCUGCAGGCGCCGCACCCAUCUUUCUUCACCCGGGAUGAGAGACUUAAGAUCCACAAGAGAGCGGUGGACGGUGGUCAACAGGGAGCCGGUGUCUCACCAGGCUGCAACACCACACCCGUCUACAGUGACUUCCUUACGGUGGUGCCAAGGAAUACAUUCUGCGUUGAACUCAGGAGGAGUGGGGUGGGGGCCCACUGGAAGCAUAUAGUAUGA
Messenger RNA from Gekko japonicus, 822 nucleotides. RefSeq names its product probable tubulin polyglutamylase TTLL9. Gene Ontology annotation, biological process: microtubule cytoskeleton organization; protein polyglutamylation. Gene Ontology annotation, molecular function: ATP binding; tubulin-glutamic acid ligase activity; tubulin binding. The annotation marks the transcript as partial. Lineage: Eukaryota; Metazoa; Chordata; Lepidosauria; Squamata; Gekkonidae. The transcript is spliced from 7 exons. Gene Ontology annotation, cellular component: cilium. The record is from RefSeq and is a predicted model, not a curated record.